CUGGCUCCAGACAGACGGGAGAACCUAGCAAAAUAAGAAAGCCAAACUGGAGUGCCUCCAUAUGACAAAACUGGCGCUUCGUCACGUAUCAGGCGUGCGGUAGAAGAUGUUGAGAAAAAGUGGCACAAUCUUCACAUGAAGGGGAAAUCAGGGCUGUCUGACAACAGGAGACCUGCUGUGAUGAAUGCGUCCAUUUGUUUGAACGGAGGAAUACUACAGCCCACAAACUCCUGCUUGUGUUUUGGGGGAUAUAUCGGGGAGUUCUGCGAGCGAAUCAUGGAGGAUUGUACAGAGGGUGUUCCAUACUAUCCAGGACAAUUCGGGACAUUUCUUAUUCAUCCAAAGCUGUCCCCAGAUCCAUUCAAAGUUAUAUGUCGAAUGCAAUUUGACAAAAGGACUUACAUACAGAUUCAUCAUUACGGAGGAAAUGAGACCUUGUUUGUUCAAAACUGGGAAGGUUACAAGAACGGGUUUGGAAAUAUAUGCGAGACUAUCCAUAAGAAAAGAAAUUUCUGGCUAGGAAACGAGAAGAUACACCUCCUAACAAACAGUAGAAACUACUCUCUUGUUAUGCAGCUAUCAGAAUAUGAUUAUAAACCAUUUGGUCAAAUUAGACUCAACAGAUUCGUGGUAAAGAACGAAGAAAACAAUUACGCUCUGUCGUAUACAACCGUAUUUCGGUAUCUUAGUUUUAAAAUGGUCUUUGAAAACAGUAUGUUAUCUAACAAUGGAGCAAAUUUUAGCACUUUUGACAGAGACAAUGAUGUGUAUUCCGGUAAUUGCGCACAACUACACGGCGCAGGGUGGUGGUUUGUGAACUGUUCACGAUGUAAUCCCAAUGGCCGACUUUGGCCGGGAGGUACUAAUGCCAGGUUAAAUGUCGACGACGAGUUUUUUUGGGAUGAUGGUCUUUCUGGCUGGUCAGCAUGGGGAACGAGUAUGUGGAUCGUUAGAAUAUAGGCUAUUGUUUUUGGAUAUCAUAUUUAUUCUUUAUUACUAUUGAUAUGGAAUAGAUGGAAUGGUAUACACAAUAUGUUUGAAUCAAUGUAAACGAAAUCAAUAUGUCGUCACAAUGGCGAGUCCGUUAUCGUGCCUUAUAGUGAUUCUUUGACCUAAUCCUUUCCAUCAAGUACUUCCGGAAGUCGCACAUCUCUUUGGGGUCGAACGUCGGUCUCAUCAGUUUUUGGCCUACGAGCUCUUUUUUUACUUGAGAGAAGAAAGGCAAAAUUUAAUGUAGUUUUAACGUUGACUGAUACCUUGUUAAGUAGGUACAACGUACCUUUUAACUUUUUUGAUUAUUUUUCACCGACAUCAAAGAAAACGUUUGUCCUGGCUCGAUUUUCAACACUAUUUCUCACUGGAACUUUACAUUUUGGACAUGGGACAUGGAACAUAGUUCAACCUAGGUGUGAGUCAUGAAUCAAACAUAAGCCACUCAGACCUUCAUCUUGACCCUUAACCUACAUAAAAAAAUGUCCAUUCUUGGCAUAUUUGGUGGGCCACUUUUAAUCGCAAAAUCGUCUUGUUAUACGUUUUAAUGUAACUUUCUUUUUUUUUUUCUUUUUUUUUUAUGCUCAGAUAUAGGCUCAUAGAUAUAUCUUAAUAUUAUAUGUAUAUAGUCCAACUUCUCAUUCAUAUUUCAUUACCAUACUUUUACAUUUCUCGUUAUACAUAUCAUACAAACGUGGUGUUCAUAAUUUCAUCCUCGAAAGUAAUAAUCUCUGUCUCUCUCUCUGUCUGUCUCUCUCUGUCUGUCUCUCUCUCUGUCUGUCUCUCUCUCUGUCUCUCUCUGU
Molecule: messenger RNA, 1793 nt
Organism: Pecten maximus
Lineage: Eukaryota; Metazoa; Mollusca; Bivalvia; Pectinida; Pectinidae
Product: angiopoietin-related protein 1-like
Exons: 3
Coding region: 136-960 (274 amino acids)
Source: RefSeq, a predicted model, not a curated record